This is a messenger RNA of Racocetra fulgida, 1013 nucleotides long. The record is from the annotation of a GenBank genome assembly. NCBI's taxonomy places the organism in Eukaryota, Fungi, Glomeromycota, Glomeromycetes, Diversisporales, Gigasporaceae.
UAUAUAUAGGAGAAGAUCAUCUAGAAAAGAAAAAAAUACAGAAAGAAUACAAAGAAGCUUUAAGUAAGCUUAAUCGAAAAUACAAAGCCAUGGAUGUAGGACAGCUUCGGUUCUUAAAUAGCUUUCAGCAUAUGGGAAUAGGGCUAGAUAAAUUGGGUGAAUGCCUAGGGGAAAAAAUUGAAAAAUUCACCCUAAAUCCAUCUCACUACGUCUUUGCACCUGGAAUGUUUAACGAUUCUCUAUACAAAAGUAGCAAGAUAGAACUUAAGCUCAUGACAGAUAUGGAUGAGUAUCUGAUAGUAAGUUCAGAGGAAGUACCUGACAUCCAAAGUAUUGCACCAGAUACAGAAAUAGGCUAUACACUUGAAGUUGAUUUAGAAGCCCCGGUGCACUUGCAUGAUUAUUUUGCAGAUUAUCCUUUAGCGCCAGAAAAGCAAAUAAUACCAGAAAACUGGCUUAGUCUAUACAAUGAAAUGUUAGUGCAUGAUAAAAAUGUUGGAGAAGGGAAAUAUGUAUCUGGAGAAAAGCUAGUUCAGACCCUUUUUACUAAGAAGAAUUAUAUAGUUCAUUACCGAACUCUCCAGAUAUAUAUGAAGUUCAGAAUGAAGGUUACAAAGAUUCAUAGCACUCUCAAGUUUAGGCAGUCUCCGUGGAUGAAGGAAUAUAUUGAGGAAAAUAUUUGUAAAUGCAAAAUAGCCAAGGCAAAUGGGGAUGAGUUUGGGAUUGUAAAAUAUGAUAAUCUUGCGAAAAAUUAUGGAGACUAUCUAAAGAAAUUGCGAGCUGAAAAGAAUCCGAAUGAUUAUAUUAAGACAAUUGCAGUUAAGAUGUUUCCUAAUGAAGAGGCAUAUACUCUAAGGCUAGAAAAUUAUUGCAAAAGAGCAUCCAAUAAUGCAUUGUGUUCUAAUACUCCAAAUGAAUUAGAUCUAGAAAAUGCGAGAAAUAAUCCAUUUUUUGCUUGCUCAGAUAAAUUAGAAAGGCACAUUGUAAAUAGCCUAAGAAGGAUAAGACGUUGA